Plectropomus leopardus (leopard coralgrouper) is the source of this 2268-nucleotide messenger RNA. Its product is annotated as sodium channel regulatory subunit beta-4. The record is from RefSeq and is a predicted model, not a curated record. Gene Ontology annotation, cellular component: voltage-gated sodium channel complex; plasma membrane. Gene Ontology annotation, biological process: regulation of sodium ion transmembrane transporter activity; cardiac muscle cell action potential involved in contraction; regulation of ventricular cardiac muscle cell membrane repolarization. Gene Ontology annotation, molecular function: sodium channel regulator activity; transmembrane transporter binding. Lineage: Eukaryota; Metazoa; Chordata; Actinopteri; Perciformes; Serranidae.
UACCUCUCUCGCUCAUUCCUCCCUGUGCUGGCUGGGGAGACACGCGCUUUCCGCUUUUCCGCCUGGCUGCUGGCUCUGCUCCAGCAUCCCUCCGUGCCUCUCGUGUGUUCUCCUCCCCCCCUCCAGCCUAUGUCUCCCCCAGUGGGGUUUGUCAGCCAGCUUGCUUCCCUGGCUGCUGCCGCUGCUGGAGCAGUGAAGCUGUCUGACACAACACUGCUACGCCGCUACCGCUCUGCCUCGCUUCUCCUCUCUGCCUUUCGCCUCACACUCUCCUUUGCUGGAUAAUCACCACUGAGUCUGCAAGAGACCGCGACAGAGGACGGGGAAGGGAGGGCGAGAGACAAGAGAACCUGCACUCUUCAUUCAACUGCUGCAUCCUUCAGUUUGUCUUUUUUGCUCUGCUUUUCUGGCCUGCUGGAGUGCAGCACAAGGAACAACUGGUCGGGAGAAAACUCCCUGAAGGAAUUCUCCUCCUCUCUUUGCGCUUCCUCCCUCUGUUCAUUCCUGGGACAGAGUGCAGAGGAGGAGAGAAGAGGGAGGGACUGAGAGCAGGACUUCAGCUGCACAGCUCAGUGUCCCACCUUGCUCUAGAGACACAUAAGACAAACAUACAGACACAAACAUAUUUGCAUAGAUUGGACACAGUUGGGGUUGACCAGACUGGCAGACGGUGACAGACUGACAGACACAUAGACAAAAACACAGACAGACAGACAGACAGGUGGUGUCAUGGCGUCAGUGGACAGCACCGGUUCGAGCGCCUCUGGUCGGCUGAAAUCGGGGGAUCUACUUCAUGCUGGUCUGGUAGUUGCACUGCUGCUCGGUGUAUGGAGUGUUGGUGGACUGGAAGUCUCGACAGGUAAAGUGUCCUCAAUCGAAGCAAUGAAUGGCUCCACAGUCCUGCUGCCCUGCACCUACUCCUCCUGUAUUGGCAUCAAAAACCUCUACUUCAACUGGCACUAUAAUGACAAUGGAACCAUGAUCAAGUUAUGUGAAGCAGUGAUUCCCAUUGAGGGUGUGGAGCCCAGGGUCCAUGUGAGCCAUGAGCGUGUUGAGUUUGUCGGCUCCUCAAAGAGCAACAACAUCUCCAUCCUGUUGUGGAACAUCACCUUUGAAGACGAGGGAGACUACAUCUGUUUUGCCAAGAACCCAAAAGAGAAGAACCGCAAUCACAGUGCUACCUUUACUCUUAUCGUGGUGGACCAAAUGAAGGAGGUUGACAAUACUUUGACAGUCAUCAUUGUGUCAGUGCUGGGUGGAGUCAUUGGCUUAGUUAUCAUUGUCAUGGUGAUAAAGGCCUUGGUUGUUCACUUCCUACUGAAGGAUGAUGAGAAGAACAAAGAGUGCCUGGUGAGCUCCUCAGGGAAUGACAACACAGAAAAUGGACUUUCAGGAGCCAAAGCAGACAACAAAGGGACACCAAAGGCAUGAGCAAAAUGCAAAGUAUGUCUGUGUUUGUAUAUAUGUUAGAGAGAUGUACACGCUCAGAGAAAAUCAGUGGACUGUUUUAUCUUACUAGCGGCUAACUUAUACAACAUGUAAAUGUCUAUUUUAAAUCAUGCUUGAGAUUUGGGAGAUGUGAAAUGUGCAUAUUUCUGGAUCGCUCUCUCACCUACACGACAGCCCAUUUGUUACACGGAGUGCAGCCUCUGUUAUUGAAUCUGCCCUGCAUCUUACUGAAACCUAACACUUUCUCUACAGUAGAGCCUUAACUAUACUGUCUCUCUCUCCAAUUAUGUGGUUUCCAUACCUUCUUUCCAUCAUCUCAGAGGAAUAACUUUGCACAAAGCAGAUCCUCUGUCUUAAGUUCUUUUUUUUGGUAGACUUUUUGUAGAAUCAACUGCCACACUCCAGGAUACAGUUUACCAGCUGACAAGCUACGAGUAUGUUUGAUUCUUAUUUCCACAACUCUGAGUCAAACUUGGACCCAAACAAACCUUACCAGUGGGAACAAACACACUUUGAUGCCAUGCUGAAUUGCCACAAUCUAUGAACUGCCAUGAUGUCAACUGAAGAACAGCACAGAAUCCACAAAAUCCAUAGGAAAACCCGACCAGUUUUGUCCAUAAAUGCAAGCCAACAUUUUUCCGUCAAAAUUAAAUACAGCGUUCCAGUUAAAGGGGCUUUCACACCUCUGCAAGCUAACUAGGUGCCUCCAGCCAUUUCAGUGAAGAGAACGGGGCAGAGGGGAAGCGUUUUUCAACACGACAGUAGGGAUAUGAAGCGUUUGCACACGAAUAGGUUUUGCUCUGCCGUGCUGAGUUCACC